Messenger RNA from Drosophila melanogaster (fruit fly), 1301 nucleotides. RefSeq lists its product as uncharacterized. Bases 115 to 1203 code for a protein of 362 amino acids. The record is from RefSeq and is marked reviewed. Gene Ontology annotation, cellular component: nucleus. The transcript has a single exon. NCBI's taxonomy places the organism in Eukaryota, Metazoa, Arthropoda, Insecta, Diptera, Drosophilidae. Gene Ontology annotation, biological process: nucleosome assembly.
AGCUUUGAUCUAGCAUAGUAGUUUCCAAGUGCCCAGUCGCAGAGCUGGAAUAUACUUGUAGAUUUAUAUACAUAUAUGUUGCCAAAUUUCGAAGUUAUUGCACCGAAUUGCACAAUGAUUGGGAUGGCUGACAGCGCGGAGGGGGUUACCCAGGAAGACAGCCACACGGAGUCGAGGGCAGACGGCAUCAGCGGGUCCUUGCGCUCCCUGGGCACAUAUACCCAGGAGUCCACAGAGCCGGCUUUGAGUCCGGCGGACCUUCCCGCCCGCAGCCGGAAGGCCUUUCUGCGGCACAUGAUCGGCCAGCUGGCGGAGCCCGUGCAGAACCGCAUACGGGCACUGCGGCACAAUCAGCUGCAACAGGUACGCAUUUCGGAGCAGUUCUUCCGGGAAGUCUACGAGCUGGAGCGACGUUUCUACGGCCAGAGCUGCGCGCUCUUCGAUGCGAGGCGGGAUAUUUUGGAGGGUUCGGUGGAGCCACCGAUCCAAACGGAGAAGACCUGGCCCGAGGACCCGCAGGAUGCUCUGUACCUGGACUUCGGGAACAACGAGGAGCUGCGACAGCUGAGGCAAAAACUGGCUCCGGUUUCGCCGACUACGCUGGGUGUUCCACGCUUUUGGCUGACAGUUUUCCAGAACGUGCCCCUGCUCUCGGAGUUGGUCCAGGAUCACGACGAGCCGCUUCUGGAGAGCCUAAUGGAUGUGCGCCUGGCUUACGACCAGGACAGCUACAUGGUCAUCUUUCAGUUUCGGCCCAAUAGCUUCCUGCACGAUUCCUCGCUGCUGCUCACGAAGCGCUACUUUCUGCAGCACUCGGCGGACCCGGAGUAUCCCUUUCUGUUCGAAGGGCCCGAAAUAGUUCGUUGCGAAGGCUGCCACAUCCACUGGCGCGAUGGCUCCAAUCUCACUCUCCAAACGGUGGAAAGCAGGCGAAGGAACAGAGCACACCGAGUCACCAAGGUCAUGCCUCGGGAGUCCUUCUUUCGCUUCUUUGCUCCGCCGCAGGCCUUGGACCUGUCGCUCGCGGAUGAAAAGACCAAGCUGAUCCUUGGCAACGAUUUCGAAGUGGGCUUCCUGCUACGCACCCAAAUCGUCCCGAAGGCGGUGCUCUUUUACACGGGCGACCUAGUUGACAGCCUGAGCGCGGCCUCUCCGGACAGUCGCUCCUUGUCCUCGGAGGCGGAACAGGAGCAGGUCUUGUGAGUGCGACGCGACUAGCUGUUUGCUAAACAAAAUUUACAAGUGAAUGUGGUAAUGAUUUCUUAUUAAAUUCUACAGUUCGGCCAAAGCCAGUUCAUCAC